GCUUUAAGUGGGCUCUCUGACCACAGAGCCUUCAUCGCGAGAACUCACGAGAUUAGACGCGAGAGGAGGAGCUGAAGUGCGACGCUGAAAAAUGACAGCUCUCAGGUAGUCCCGGGCUGUCGCUACCGUUUUACGCACAUCUGGGGCCACAGAGCACGUGAGAAAAGGUGGCUCAGCCCCUUUGCCCACGCCCGCGUUUCUCAUGCUGCCCGCGGGCCUCACUCGUAGGCUUCUGUGCAGCUUCCUGCGGGGAUCCACUCCCACGAUAGCGCGCCAUGGCCUCCGGGAGACGCUCCUCGAGAGGAGAUGUGCGGCCAACUCCACCUCCCGGCACUCAUCCGGCCUGGGAUGUGGGCUUCCCCGUGGCGCGACAGCGACUGGGGAUAACCAAGGAAGGGCUGACAUGGAGGAGAGUUUUGUGUUCCCCGAGUACGUCCCGGAUUCGGAGCCCGCAGUGACCCUCCAAGACCAGCUGCGGGAGCUGCAGCAGCGUCAGGAGGAGGAGCGACGGGUGCUGCAGCGGCGGGAGGAGCGGCGGCAGCAGAAACUACGCACCGGCCGGCGGGUGCACCCGGUCGUGGGGCACCCGGACGCGACGGUGCCGCCCAGCGGCCUAAACUGUUCGGGAUGCGGGGCGGAGCUGCACUGCCAGGACCCGGGACUGCCCGGUUACCUGCCCAGCGAGAAGUUCCUCAGCGCGGCGGCGCAGGAGGACGGCGGACUGACGCAGACCGUGUGCCAGCGCUGCUGGCUGCUGGUGCAUCACCGGCGCGCCCUGCACGUGCAGGUGAGUCGCGAGCAGUACCUGGAGCUGGUGACUGCCGCGCUGCGGCGGCCCGAGCCCGCCCUGGUGCUGUACAUGGUGGACCUGCUUGAUCUGCCCGACGCCCUGCUGCCCCACCUGCCCGCGCUGGUGGGCCCCAAGCAGCUGAUCGUGCUGGGAAACAAGGUGGACCUGCUGCCCCAGGAUACUCCCGGCUACCGACAGCGGCUCCGGGAGCGACUGUGGGACGACUGUACCCGCGCCGGGCUCCUGCCGCCCCCUGGCUACCGAAGGCCACAACACCCCAGCGAGGACCGGCCACGGGACGGGGAGAAUGCGAAUCUUUCGCCCAGGUCCCGCACAGUGCUCAGAGACGUGCGGCUCAUCAGCGCCAAGACUGGCUAUGGAGUCGAAGAGUUGAUCUCCGCGCUCCAGCGUUCCUGGCGCUACCGCGGCGACGUCUACCUGGUUGGCGCCACCAACGCUGGCAAGUCCACUCUCUUCAACACGCUCCUGGAGUCCGAUUACUGCAUCGCCAAGGGCGCUGAGGCUAUCGACAGAGCCACCAUCUCCUCUUGGCCUGGUACUACAUUAAACCUUCUGAAGUUUCCUAUUUGUAACCCAACUCCUUACAGAAUGUUUCAAAGGCAAAAAAGGCUUAAAAGAGAUGCAACGGAAGCAGAAGAAGAUCUUAGUCAGCAAGAACAAAAUAAACUUAAUCUCUUGAAAAAGCAUGGUUACGUAGUAGGAAGAGUUGGAAGAACAUUCUUGUAUUCAGAAGAACAGAAGAAUAAAGCUGCCUUUGAGUUUGAUGCCGAUUCACUUGCCUUUGACAUGGGAAAUGAACCUGUUAUGGUUGCAGAUAAAUCCACCAAACGAGUAGAAUUGACCCCACAAGAUGUGAAAGAUGCCCACUGGUUUUAUGACACCCCUGGAAUUACAAAAGAAAAUUGUGUAGGUAUUUAAUGUCUUUUAGAAACAUUAACUUUCAAUUGCAAGAGUAGUGUCUUAAUUGGCAGAAAAAGAGGUAUCCUUUCAUUUUAG
This is a messenger RNA of Aethalodelphis obliquidens (Pacific white-sided dolphin), 1807 nucleotides long. RefSeq names its product nitric oxide associated 1 (gene NOA1). The record is from RefSeq and is a predicted model, not a curated record. Bases 203 to 1729 code for a protein of 508 amino acids. NCBI's taxonomy places the organism in Eukaryota, Metazoa, Chordata, Mammalia, Artiodactyla, Delphinidae. The transcript has 3 exons. Gene Ontology annotation, molecular function: GTP binding.